CUUAGCUUACGGUUUCAUCUAUUCAACCACUUUUCUUCUCAUUCAAAGUUCAAUUGUCACUCCUCUUCCAAUAUGCCUACCUUUGAGGAGUCUGAUGUCGGUGCCUCCGCACCUCUCGCACCCACAAAGUCCCGCGAGCAACAACCGCCGCAGGCCGUUGGCCAAAAUGGCAUCAGCCUCAGCAUUCCCGCUGAUGGCCACGCCAGUGAGAACACUAUCGAGGUCCCAGCUACAAGAUCAUCUGUAUCUGAUGCCUCCAACUACAUGCACAACCUCAGCCUCUCCCCCUCAAUGAGCGCCCGCAGGGGUUCCAGAAACUCUUUCGGAACUGCUCUCCCUAUCCCCAAGUCCAAACGCCAGUCUCGUCUCAGCUCAGUUCACUAUGCAGAGGGCGGUCAGCCGACCCGUCCCGGCAUGCCCCCAAUUCAGGCUUCCCGCGAUAUCUUGGCCUCCGUGGUGCAAGACGUUCAGUCCGAGAAGGUCAAGGCCGCAAAGGAUAUGGCCUUUGUGUUCGACAUUGACGGUGUGCUUGUCCAUGGUGACCGUCUUAUUCCCGAGGGUCAACGCGUGCUCGAGAUUCUCAACGGCCAGAACGAACUCGGCAUCAAGAUCCCCCACAUCUUCCUCACCAACGGUUCCGGAAAGCCUGAGCAAGCUCGUGUGGACCAGCUCUCCAAGAUCCUCCACAACCCCAUCUCUACCGACCAGUUCAUCCAGUCUCACACUCCCAUGCGUGCUCUUGCCGAUUACUACAAGACCGUCCUUGUAGUAGGUGGUGAGGGUUACAAGUGCCGCGAAGUCGCCGAGCAAUACGGAUUCGAAGACAUUGUCGUCCCCAACGACAUUGUGGCCUGGGACCCUACAAUUGCCCCUUACCGCGUCUUCACUGACGAGGAGCGUGCCACCUCCCGCCCAAGGGACUUCUCCAAGUGCAACAUCGAAGCCAUCAUGGUCUUCUCUGACAGCCGUGACUACGCCACCGAUAUGCAAAUCAUCAUGGACUUGCUCCGCAGCGAGAACGGCCGUCUCGGCACCAUGGCCAAAGACCCCGUCGCCCAGCGUAUCCCCAUCUACUUCUCUCAGGGUGAUGCUCUCUGCCCCACCGAGCACCCCUUCCCCCGCAUGUCUCAGGGAACCUUCCGCAUUGGUCUCGAGGCCAUGUACAAGGCUCUCACCGGCGUAGACCUCGAGCGUGUCGUCUACGGCAAGCCUGAACUCGCCACGUACAAGUACGCCGACGAGAUCAUCGCCAGCUGGAUGGAGCAGAUCCACGGCGAGGAGAAGCUUCCCUCCCACGUGUACAUGAUUGGUGAUAACCCUGCCUCCGAUAUCAUCGGUGGUAACAACUACAACUGGAACACCUGCUUGGUGCGCACUGGUGUGUACCAGGGCGAGGGUAACGACAAGGAGAACCCUGCCAGCUUCGGUGUCUUCAAGAACGUCUAUGAGGCUGUUACCACGGCUAUCAAGAAGGAGCUUGGAGAGGACUUCAAGUUCAAGUUCGACGAGUCCAUCAACCCUGUGCUCCACGGCAAGCACUCCGCCAUUGAAUAG
Messenger RNA from Periconia digitata, 1554 nucleotides. The record is from the annotation of a GenBank genome assembly. NCBI's taxonomy places the organism in Eukaryota, Fungi, Ascomycota, Dothideomycetes, Pleosporales, Periconiaceae.